Messenger RNA from Cynoglossus semilaevis (tongue sole), 2157 nucleotides. RefSeq names its product TAF5-like RNA polymerase II, p300/CBP-associated factor (PCAF)-associated factor (gene taf5l). The transcript is spliced from 5 exons. Gene Ontology annotation, cellular component: histone acetyltransferase complex; nuclear protein-containing complex. Bases 193 to 2001 code for a protein of 602 amino acids. NCBI's taxonomy places the organism in Eukaryota, Metazoa, Chordata, Actinopteri, Pleuronectiformes, Cynoglossidae. Gene Ontology annotation, biological process: regulation of DNA-templated transcription. The record is from RefSeq and is a predicted model, not a curated record. Gene Ontology annotation, molecular function: RNA polymerase II general transcription initiation factor activity; transcription coactivator activity; protein binding.
CGGGCGCAGACUAAAGUAGAGGAUCACAGACCUGGUUGAUCGAAGAUGGUAGGUAGCGGACGGAAAGCAACGAGGACGUGAACUGACUAGCAAAGAGGGCAAAGCGAGAUAUCUACAUCUGGGUAUUUAUUGCAAAUAAACCCAGACAAUAUCUGUCAAACAUUACCUUAAGAAAUCGAAAGACAUGCAGACAUGAAGCGAGUACGCACAGAGCAGAUCCAAUACACUGUGGCUCAGUACCUGAAGAGGCGGCAGUAUGUGGACACAGACAGCUCCCUGAAGGGAUCCAAACUCUACCAGUCGGCUGAAGAGAUGGCAGCCAGCCUAACAGUCCAGACAGAGUCUGGCUGUACCAACAUUGUCUCUGCUGCCCCUUGUCAGGCUGACCCACUGCAGUAUGAGACACAGUUCUCCAGACUGCGCUCCUUCCUCUCAGAAACAGAUAUUCCCUGGGCUAAGGAGGUGAGCAGCAUUCUGUACCCGCUUUUUGUCUACCUCCACCUGGACAUGGUACGUUGUGGCCUCAAGGGGGCAGUAGAUGGAUUCUACAGUCGUUUCCACUCCUCCUUCCUUCAGGACACUGAGCAGCGUGCCACUGUGGAGCAGCUGCGCCACGUCCUCACCACUCAGGAUGUUGCAGCCAAUCCCAGGCUGAGUGCUUUUCUGGAGCACAAAUACGUGGUACAUCUGUCUGAGGCGGCCUACAGCUAUCUGCUGCGCUACCUGCAAAGCGAAGAUAACAGCGCCCUCUGCAGGGCUCUUAGCACUCACUUGCAUUUGGAGGUAACCACUACCAGGCGCACUGACUAUCAGCUGUAUGGAGGUGCUGGUGGAUUGGCUGCUGUCCCAAGCUCCACCUCCUCCACUUGGGCGGGAGUGGAUGGUGUGGAGGCUGCUGUGGAGGGCGUAGAGGUUCCAGCUGGGAUCCCGCAGAGUAAAGCGGCACUGGAGGCCCUGCAGGACUCUAUCAAGAGGGUCAGAGAGGGUCCACCUUCACUCACCACCGUGUGUUUCUAUGCCUUCCAUCACACAGAGCAGAUGCUAAACACGGCUGAAGUGUCAGCCAACAGUCGCCUGCUAGCCGCUGGCUUCGACAGCUCCACUGUAAAACUGUGGAGCCUCCUCGCCCGAAAGCUGAAGUCGAGGCCACACCGGGCUGACGUGUCGCGGAUCCACCUGGCCUGUGAUGUGCUGGAAGAGGAGGUGGAUGAUGAGGAUGUCUGUGGCAGUGAGAUCAAAACUCUGCGAGGUCACAGUGGCCCCGUCUAUCGUACCUGCUUCCUGACGGACAGCUCUGGCCUCCUGUCCUGCUCUGAGGACACCACCAUCCGCUACUGGGACCUGGGCAGCUUCACGAAUACAGUGCUGUACCGAGGCCACGGCUACCCGGUGUGGGACGUGGACGUCAGCCCCUGCAGCCUCUACUUUGUUAGCGGGUCCCACGACCGGACCGCCCGCCUCUGGAAUUUCUCUCGCACUUAUUCACUGCGACUGUACGCCGGGCACCUUGCAGAUGUUGACUGUGUCAAGUUCCACCCAAACUCCAACUACUUGGCCACAGGCUCUACAGACAAGACAGUGCGUCUUUGGAGCACCCAGCAGGGGGCGUCUGUUCGCCUUUUCACCGGCCACCGCGGCCCGGUGCUUUCACUGGCCUUCUCCCCUAAUGGGAAGUACUUAGCUUCUGCCGGCGAGGACCAACGAGUGAAGCUGUGGGACUUAGCUUCAGGGACGUUGUUCAAAGACCUGCGGGGUCACACAGACAGUGUCACCAGCCUGUCGUUCAGCCCCGACAGCAGCUUGGUGGCGUCCUCAUCCAUGGACAACUCUGUACGGGUCUGGGACAUUCGAAAUUCUCACUCGGGAACGCCAGCUGAUGGCUCGUCCAACGAACUGGUGGGAAUGUACACGGGAAAUGUCAGCACGGUGCUAAAGGUCCAGUUCAUGGCCUGUAACCUGCUGCUGGUAACAGGAACUGCUCAGGAAAAAACAGAGCCUUAGAAUUGUUUUCACCAGCAAAUCCUGGGGCGUUUUUCUUGUUGUUAGUUUGUAUAAAGCUGAUACUUUCUGUUUCAAAAAUGAUUUAGAUGUUAAUAAUCCAUUUUUUACAGUAAAGAAAGGUGACUAAAUGGCAGUAUUAAAGAACUCUUCAGUGUC